Messenger RNA from Scomber japonicus (chub mackerel), 1917 nucleotides. RefSeq names its product SLC35A4 upstream open reading frame protein-like. The record is from RefSeq and is a predicted model, not a curated record. NCBI's taxonomy places the organism in Eukaryota, Metazoa, Chordata, Actinopteri, Scombriformes, Scombridae. The transcript is spliced from 3 exons. The coding region runs from base 2 to 313 and encodes 103 amino acids.
UAUGGCUGAUGGCAAGGAUCCUGUGAGUCAGCUCAGGGACUUGGUUGAUCUGAAGGAUCAGCUGGAAGAUAUCCAGAGACGGAUCGAGGAUGAGAUACAGACUGGGGUCCCUCCGGGAGGCAGUCUGCUUGGUUCUCCUUUUCUGAAGGGGUUUCUGGCUGGCUACAUUGUUGCUAGGCUACGCUCCUCUGCGCUGCUAGGUGUUGCUGUUGGAACGUGCACAGGAAUUUACGCAGCACAAAAUUAUGCUGUUCCCAACAUUGAAAACUCCGUCAAAGACUACAUUAACAAACUGAAAGGAGGACGCAACUAAGAAGAGAGAAGCAAACAUAAGAAGAGGUUGCCUUUACAGCCGCAUACGGGAACAGAUACUGUACCUGUCAACACUCUGGACACACCUUCCCUUUCAUUUGAAAGUGUGUCCAAAGUUUUGACUGGUACUCUAUGUAUUUGGAAAAAAGCUGUUUCAACAGCUAUUUAUUUCUUCUUCCACGUGGAUGGAUAAAUAGGAAAAUAAUCUAAAGUUGCAAGCCAACCUGUAAAGAGCUACCUGAGUGUGGAAGAUAGGUGACUAUAAUGCUUUUUUAAAAUAGACUGAGCAUAUUGAUAUGCAUGUACUAAAAAGAUAACAGAUGCAAUUACUCACUACAUAUGAGACCCCAUAUGUCCUUCCAAUUAGGUUAAUGAAUGAAAUUCAGAUAAGCUGCUGCCAUUUAAAAAAUUGUUAUAGCUUCUAUUAUUGAUUUCUUUGCCACAAUUUAUAUGCUUUGUGGGGAUUUCUUGAUACACAAGACUAACCAAUAGCCACAAUUGGGGGCCUGUUUUCUAAAGGAGGUUAAUUAGAGAAAAAUACCCCACCUCCAUUAUUACAUUAUUAUACUCUCAAUAUAGAUAGUUGAGUGUCUCCCAGAGGAAUUUUUUGCACGAUACCUCAGUGCUUUAUUAAGUUUGUCGCUUUUUUAGUGUUGAACAGGAUGCAUGUGAGAUUUAGAGAUUUAUUGUCCUCUGUGAUGUCUUCUGUUCUCUAGUGGUCAGAAAUCAAUUAUAGCAGCCAUAACACAUUUUUGCUCAAGACAGAUCAUGUAAAAACUGUCCCGAAUCACAUCUCUUGGUGCUUUUCUGAGCAAAACCUUUCCUGAUUACUUUCAUGUGGGUUUAGGUCAAUUUUCUACUUGAACCACUUUUACUUUUAAAUUGUAGUCCUCUGUAGAAUAUCACGAAAAAAAUCACGUUGGUAGACUUUGUAGAUAUCUGUCAUUUUAACAAUACUUGUAAAAUUAAUCUAAAGUUUUCCCAGGAGUAUAUUUCACUCUAUAUUCUCCCUCACACUGUUAAGAGAAAGUCCUCCAGACAUAGCAGGACAUAAUGUACGCCAAAGUGAAAUUUUAGUUUUAAGAUGUAGUUUUUAUUGCACUCAACGGUUUUAUCAAAACAGGGAAGUUCAAGUAUUAUAUGUAAUAAUGUAUUAAGAGUGCCUCCUCUGGUCUGGACUUGAUGUUUUCAUCUCAUGUCAUGUGUGCAAUAGCCUUUCCUGAUGGGAUUUGGCUGCCUAUUUUAUAUGCUGGAAACUUGUUGAUUCAUUGCACUUGUAGGAAUUUUAGAGAUUUAAAGCUGUUUGUCUUGCAACAACCAAUGAUUUUAAUUUUUGUCUCCAUAAAUAUCAAAACCUGUCAAAGAAACUCCAUCAUAUAGUGAUAUUUUACUCAUUUAAAAUAUGGUGUCUGUAUCAUAUGUUUAAUGUGUCGUAUGUACUGUAAGGUGUUUUUAAACUUGAUAAAGCAGUGCUGUUGCUGCAACAAAACAGUAGCACACCUCAGAAUAUAGCAGAUAUGCAUGAGUUUGUAUUUUAAUUUAGCUGGUCAGAUGUUUGAUUUAACUGUAUAACCUGGAAAGUAACACUCAUUUUUGUACCCCCCC